GCUGCACACAAACACACCAUUAGCCGGGCAACGUGACUCGAACAUGUUGCCUCAUGCACCGUGCGUCGAUGGAGUGGAGUAGUUGAGUUUGAGUCGGUUCAGUUAACAUCGUAGCGUGCUUGAACGAACUCGCUUGACUUAAGCGCGGUUCACAUCGACUUUCGCUUACGCUGUGCCGAACUGUCGAAAACAUAACAUAAACAAACGUUGUGAAUCUGGUGCGUCUCCUGUUUUCAUACUCUCAAGUUACGCGAAACCGCUUCAUGACGUGCGGGUGAUCCACAAAUGCGGUGUCGGAGUGUAAUGUGCGCGAUCGCGUCGAGCAAAUGUCUUCGCAAAUCGAGAAGAAGGUGAUCAUCGUCGACGUCGAUAACAGCAAUAGCAGCGGCAAGAUGAAUCCGAAAUUACGGCGUCUCAUUCAGACAUUCUGUGUGGUGCUGUUGGUGUCUUACACUACGCUGCUGGCUUACCAGUCGCUCUCUCGCGCCACAAUCAACAACAGUCUGGAGAGUGUGUUAAGCGAAAAGUUAAGCUUAAAGGAUAAAGACUUCGGUGGUAGUUUUGAGAUCGAGGAGUCGCGGCAUCGCCUCAAAGAAGCUUUAUCCAAAAGCGAGUUGACCAGUGAAAUACCUUCAGCGACCGCAACUGUGAAACCACCCUCAACCACUUUGCACGAUGUUUUCAUAAGCGUCAAGACCACAAAGCACUAUCACAAAAGUCGACUGCUCAUCAUACUGAAAACGUGGUUUCAACUUGCCAAAGCACAGACUUGGUUUUUCACUGACACUGAUGAUCCUGAAUUCCAACUAAAGACAAAUGGCCAUAUGAUCAACACCAACUGCUCCUCGUCGCACAAUCGAAAGGCGCUCUGCUGCAAGAUGUCCGUUGAGUUCGACACAUUCAUCGACAGCGAUAAAAAGUGGUUUUGUCACUUCGACGACGACAAUUAUGUGAACGUGCCCCGUUUAGUCCGUUUUCUAGGGGAUUAUAGCCCAAGAGAAGAUUGGUAUCUAGGCAAAACCAGCAUCCAAGCACCGCUGGAGAUUACCAAUAGAGAAAAAUCGCCGCAAAAGGUGAAGUUUUGGUUCGCCACAGGAGGCGCCGGAUUCUGCUUGAGUCGAGCGUUGGCAUUAAAAAUGAUGCCGGUUGCCAGUGGUGGGAAAUUUAUCAGCAUCGGAGAGAAAAUUCGCCUGCCGGACGAUGUCACAAUGGGCUACAUAAUAGAACAUCUUCUGAAGAAACCUCUGACAGUUGUCGACCAAUUCCAUUCCCACUUGGAACCGAUGAAGUUUAUUCGACGUGACAUUCUUGAGGAUCAGAUUUCCUUCAGUUACUCGAAGAACAAGGAGGAGUGGAACGUCGUAAAGAUCGAUGGCUUCGAUACCAAAUAUGAUACUAAUCGAUUUUUGUCAUUGCACUGCUACCUCUUCCCGCACUUUCAUUUCUGCCCGAGAUGAGGCGAGGAUUUAUAGGCGCCGUUCGACCUAGGAUAAAGAAAAUAUUUAUGGCAAUUCGAAACAGCUUUAAUGUGAACGUAACGUGAAUGCAAUGUGUAAUAUAAACAUUCUUGCCGAGAACAGGAUACGAAGAAGAUAAUAAAAUGACACUGUGCCUGGAAGAAGUGAAGAAUAUAUAUAUGCGUAACAAGAAAUUGUAUAAACAAAACAAUCUGUGAUCAAUUUUAUAAACAUAAACAUGUAUAUAUAUAUUAUAUCCAUCAAAUGAAACGAAUCAUUGUAAUAAUGAAAUCGAUUGUCUAAAAUAGACAAAGAUUUCAAAUAUAUUUGAGAAAUUAUUUGAAUCAAUAUAUAUAGACAAUAAGAAAAUGUGAUGUAAAUAUUAAGACAUUCUCAGAUGUAAUUCUAAAGCACAAAUCACUGCACUAGUCUGUAAAUUAUCAUGGUUUGUAAUAGAACUAAUUUUAGAAUUACGUUUUUAUUUGGUAUAUUGGUUUCACGGUUUUAUGUACAUUAUUUAAAUUACAUGGCACAAUAAACCAAAUAACAAUAUACACAACCAAGAAUACAACACAUCAUUAAUUUAUUGUCUGGAAUUAUAUAAAAAUAUUCAGUUUAGUUUAAUUAUUAUUUUAAGAAUCAUACUGCAAAAUGGUAAUGCACAAGUAAAUAUAUGUAUAUAUUGAUUUGAUCAAUCCGUAUAAAAAGAUAUGUAACAAUGGCUCAACUAUGUGUAGUAUUUGUUUUUCAUUAAAACGAAACGCUGGAAUAAAUAAUAACUAUUACGAGCAAAUGUAUUUGUUUUAAAUAUAUAUAAAGUAUUGUUUUUA
Dalotia coriaria is the source of this 2287-nucleotide messenger RNA. RefSeq names its product Fringe glycosyltransferase (gene fng). Gene Ontology annotation, cellular component: membrane. Gene Ontology annotation, biological process: regulation of Notch signaling pathway. Bases 327 to 1457 code for a protein of 376 amino acids. NCBI's taxonomy places the organism in Eukaryota, Metazoa, Arthropoda, Insecta, Coleoptera, Staphylinidae. The transcript is spliced from 10 exons. Gene Ontology annotation, molecular function: O-fucosylpeptide 3-beta-N-acetylglucosaminyltransferase activity. The record is from RefSeq and is a predicted model, not a curated record.